Messenger RNA from Heterocephalus glaber (naked mole-rat), 2717 nucleotides. It is a transcript of the gene Tmem62, whose product is annotated as transmembrane protein 62. The record is from RefSeq and is a predicted model, not a curated record. Lineage: Eukaryota; Metazoa; Chordata; Mammalia; Rodentia; Bathyergidae. Gene Ontology annotation, molecular function: hydrolase activity.
GGAAGCGCGCGUCAGGACCCGAGCGGCCGGCCGCGUUUUCGUCUCCCGGUAGUCGCGGUGUCUGGUGGCUGAGUGGAUGUCAGGAGCCCAGGACACCGGUGGCCACGGAAAGGAAGGCGCGGGCGAAGCAGACGAGCACGGCACCUCGAGGCCGCCCUCCAGCCGGGGCCACGCGACCACGGAGUGCGGAAGUGCGGACCAAGCGGCCCCAGGAGCACCGUGUACUCGGGCCGGGACCCGCGAGGCUGCGCCCCGACUGGCUGGCGGGAUGGCAAUCGUGCUGGCCCUGAGGGUGGUUGCGGGGCUGGCGGCCGCGGCGCUGGCUGCUUUGCUCUUGGAGUAUUACGGGCUGGCCGCCCUCCCCUCGCCGCUGCCCCAGCCCGGCCACCUCCAGAGACCUCACCCCGCGCCGGGCCCCGGAGACAACAUCUUCUGGGGCCUGCAGAUAUCCGACAUUCACCUGAGCAGGUUUCGCGAUCCAGGCAGAGCCAUAGACUUAGAGAAGUUCUGUUCUGAAACUAUUGACAUCAUUCAACCAGCUCUCGUCCUAGCAACAGGAGACCUGACAGAUGCCAAAACAAAGGAACAGUUGGGAUCCAGGCAGCAUGAGGUAGAAUGGCAAACUUACCAUGGUAUUCUGAAGAAGACAAGGGUCAUGGAAAAAACCAAGUGGCUGGAUAUCAAAGGAAAUCAUGAUGCAUACAACAUUCCAAGUCUGGAGAGCGUCAAGAAUUAUUACAGGAAAUAUUCUGCGGUAAGCAGGGAUGGCUCUUUCCAUUAUGUCCACAGUACUCCCUUUGGCAACUAUUCUUUCAUCUCUGUUGAUGCCACCCAAACUCCAGGGCCAAAGAGGCCCUAUAAUUUCUUUGGAAUUUUAGAUGAGAAACAGAUGAAGGAGCUCUUAUUACUAGCCAAAGAAAGUAGUCGGAGCAACCAUACGAUUUGGUUUGGACACUUUACAACAUCCACUAUCCUUUCUCCACCACCAGGAAUCCAGUCAAUAAUGAGUUCGGCAACAGCAUAUUUGUGCGGACACCUCCAUACACUUGGUGGACUGAUGCCUGUUUUGCACACUCGUCACUUGCAGGGCACUUUGGAACUUGAAGUGGGGGACUGGAAAGAUAACAGAAGGUACCGGAUUUUUGCUUUUGAUCAUGACCUCUUCAGCUUUGCAGACUUGACCUUUGGCAAGUGGCCAGUGGUUCUUAUCACCAAUCCUAAAUCACUCCUUUAUAGUUGUGCUAAACACGAACCACUGGAAAGACUCCUUUACUCAACACAUAUCAGAGUCUUGGCGUUUUCCUUGUCCCCUGUUACUUCCGUCACUAUUAAGAUUGAUGAAGUUAAUUUAGGGCAGGCUGUUCAUUUGUCUGGUCCUAUUUUCAUACUGAAGUGGAAGCCCAGAAACUACAGUAAUGGAACACAUAACAUAGAAGUAAUUGUCCAGGAUUCUGCUGGAAGAAGCAAGAGUGUUCAUCACACAUUUUCUGUUCAAGAGAAUAUUCAUCUUACAUUUGAUCCCCUGGCAUCAUUUAUUCUCCUUACUGACCAUUGCUCUUUGGCCCGGAUCCUUUUUGUGCUGAUUGUGCUGAUUCAACUCUCCACUCUCAUUAUGUUUAGAUAUCUAGCAUACCCAGAGCUUAAAGAGCCUCCAGGAUUGAUAAAUCUGACUUCAUUUUCCCUUCAUGUCUUGAGCAAAAUAGACAUCUUCUACUAUUCUAUGUUGUUCCUGACCCUGUAUACAGUGCUGGGACCAUGGUUUUGUGGUGAAAUCAUUGAUGACAAGUUGGGCUGCUGCUUUUCCUUUGGGAUAUUUGUUAAUGGGCAUUUCCUUCAAGGCAGUAUGACAUUUGUAGUUGGAAUUCUCCAGCUGGCCUUUUUUAACAUCCCCCUGAUGGCUUACCUAUGUUGGAGCUUACUGCAUCGGUGUUUUGGUCAAAGCUUCAGGUCUCAUCUCCAUCAAGGAAAAUACUUGAAAAUUAUACCUGUUCACUUGCUUAUGGUCCUGCUCUACAUCUGGCAAGUUUAUUCCUGCUACUUUCUUCAUGUGACAUAUGGCACUCUAGCUCUUUUAAUAUCCCCUUUGCGGACCUGGUUGACAUUGCUGACGCCUGUACUCAUUCGAUGUGUGUGGACACUGAACUCAACGGAGUUUGGAACCUUCAUGGUGCAGUUAAAAAGCCACCUGAGCUACUAAAGGUGGUUUCUGACCACUGGCAGCUGUGCAGAAGUCCUGCCUUUGCAUCUGUAGCCCGGGUCCCUGGCCCCAGUCGCAGGCUGAAGGCCAUUAUCUGUGUGUGAGCUUCAGGGGCCACUGCUCCUGGGACUCCUGGAUGUUGGAGGGAUUACUCACUACUGAUUCCUGCAGAGUGGACUGCAGAAAAGUAUAAGCACUGACUUGAUUCUGGCCUUUCUAAGGAGAUAAAGAAAAAGCCGUAAUCAAAGAGCGCCCCGGCAUAGAGGCUGGAUGCAUGCACGGUAGUAUCUCGGGCCCAGUGUGUUUUUUAGGGUUAUCCCGUGUAAAGCAUCUAGCACUGUGCCUGGACCUCAGCGCUGUCAAGGAUGACAGCGCCCUGUGUGGACCUGGGCCAGACCCUGACUACCCUUGAGAUGUUAAUUUCCAACUCUGUUUUCCCACAAGGUUAUGAGUUUUCUGCUUCCUUGGUCGGGGUUUUCAACUAACCGAAUAAAUGACGAAUGACUAGUAAGGAACCCGG